Molecule: messenger RNA, 1168 nt
Organism: Chenopodium quinoa (quinoa)
Lineage: Eukaryota; Viridiplantae; Streptophyta; Magnoliopsida; Caryophyllales; Amaranthaceae
Product: protein MAINTENANCE OF MERISTEMS-like
Exons: 2
Coding region: 86-1168 (360 amino acids)
Biological process (GO): meristem maintenance; meristem development
Source: RefSeq, a predicted model, not a curated record
UACAGGCAUUUUGAAAUGUCAAACCCGGGAAAAGACUUGUAGGUUUUUGUGUAGCUGGGCUGAUGCUUGGCCGGAGGAGAGCAAGAUGGUCGGGCGAUUGAGGGGCACUAGAGUGAGUCACCUUCCUGCCACCAUGCACGACAGGAUUGACUGGACGCUGAUCACGGCUUUCGUUGAGCGAUGGCAGCCGGAUACGAACUCGUUCCACCUUCCGUUCGGUGAGAUGACGAUCAUGUUGCAUGACGUCGAGGCCAUCCUUGGGAUUCCCGUGGAGGGAAACCGAGCAUCUGUCGUCACUGAUGCAGAUCAGACAGAUUUACUAGCGGAGCUGUUGGCGGUGGAUAGGGCUGCGCUGUACACAUCGGCACUUGGUGUGUGGGAUCACGGCGGCGUUAAGAUCGCAGCCGUCUUGCAGCGAUGUUUGCACCCUACGGCACGUAGGACGCAGGACACACAGCUGGCUGCAUAUGUUUUUCUUCUUCUCGGGUGUACCUUGUUUCCGGAUAAGAGCGGGAACAAGCUCAGGCCACGCGACAUAGUUGACGCGUGUGAGCCCGACAGAGUAGGCCAGUUUUCUUGGGGGUCGGCUACGCUGGCGUAUCUGUAUCGCCAGUUAGGAUUCUCGAGCCGGGCUGAUGCAGCAAGUAUCACUGGAUGUCUGACGUUGUUACAGACCUGGAUAUACGAGUAUUUUCCUGCGUUUCGACCACACCGCGACCCGGUUCCCAUUGGUGAUGGCCAGCCACGUGCCUGUGCGUGGAGUCCGCGUGUCGAGAAGAAGUCCGUUGACCGCCUGCGCUCCAUACGGUUAUCGCUUGACAGGAUGUCCCCCUUAGAGGUGAACUGGAUGCCUUUCGGCCAGAACCCUAGUAAUAGGGUACCUAGGACCCUCUACACCGGACUGAUUCAGUAUCGCGAGAUCGUAGAGGCGUACAUGCCGCAGCGCUGUCUUCGCCAGCUUGGAUUUGUCCAAGUUGUCCCACCUCCACCGGCAUGGCCCAGUAAGGCGGUACGAUCUGCGUCGUCGAAGGAGUACGUCGUCCAAUGGCCGGCAAACAUGAUAUCCAUGUGGGAGCAGUUUCCGAUGGUUGCCCGCCUAUGGACGGCGGAGCUGCAGCGGCCGCCAAGUGGGGUGACUGCCAUGUGUGACCAGCACUACAUGGAAUAG